GUUUUUACAACAUAUUUGACAUAACAAAGAAUACUAUUUUUUUAAGUAACAUCACAAUAUUCAUAGCUUAGAGGUUUUUGAUUAGGAAAUAUUCGGAUUAAUAACAAUUUAAUCCAAUGUCCGCUACGGUAAGAAAUGAUCCUUUAUUAGAUGAUACCAUUCCAUUUGGCGAAGAAGAUGAACAAGGAAACCCUAAACGUUAUUCGCAUCCAGUUGUAACCUUUUUUCAUCUCUUUUUUAGAAGUGCGGCAAUUAUUGUGUACAUGCUAUGUGGUUGGUUUUCUGAUUCUUUCAUAAGUAGUUUUGUAUUUGUUACACUUUUGUUAUCAGCAGACUUUUGGACAGUUAAAAAUAUAACUGGAAGACUAUUAGUUGGUUUGAGAUGGUGGAAUUACAUUGAUGACCAAGGUGUUUCUCAUUGGGUUUUUGAAUCGAAAAAGGGUCAAAUACAGGGUUCGCCAAAUCCAAAUGAAGCAAGAAUUUUUUGGUUAGCAUUAGUUUUAUCACCAGCGUUAUGGUGUAUAUUUUUUAUUGUAGCAUUAUUUAGUUUGAAAUUUAAAUGGCUGUUAUUGGUAAUGAUUGCGUUGGCAUUAAAUGGUGCUAAUCUUUAUGGAUACAUUAAAUGCAAUUUUGGAGCAAAUAAAGAUCUUAAUUCAGCAGCAUCAGAUUUUGUGAAAACACAAAUAUUUAAAAAUGCGGUGGAAAUUAUGACAAAACCAGGACCAAAACCACCAACGGCUCAACCUUCUGGAAUAGUGUAAAAUAUAAACAUGAAAUAGUUUCCUUAAUUUCGAAAGGAAAAUAUAUUUUCUAUUUACAAAAAUUCCAAAGAAUAAAUCGCUGUUUUUAAGUAUUUCACUGUUGAGUGUCAGUACUGUAUUACAAGGAAAAGCUUAAUUUUUCUUUAUUUUUUAUUAAAUAUAUUGAAAUUAAAAUAAGUUUAUUACUAACAGGCAUUUAAAUAUAAGGUUAAAACUUAAAAA
Molecule: messenger RNA, 983 nt
Organism: Condylostylus longicornis
Lineage: Eukaryota; Metazoa; Arthropoda; Insecta; Diptera; Dolichopodidae
Exons: 7
Coding region: 117-761 (214 amino acids)
Biological process (GO): vesicle-mediated transport; protein secretion
Cellular component (GO): Golgi membrane
Source: RefSeq, a predicted model, not a curated record